This is a messenger RNA of Microdochium trichocladiopsis, 483 nucleotides long. RefSeq lists its product as uncharacterized. The record is from RefSeq and is a predicted model, not a curated record. The coding region runs from base 1 to 483 and encodes 160 amino acids. The transcript is spliced from 2 exons. NCBI's taxonomy places the organism in Eukaryota, Fungi, Ascomycota, Sordariomycetes, Xylariales, Microdochiaceae.
AUGUCUCAAGUAGCAGCACAGCAACCCCCCAAGCACCCCGCCGAGGGCGGCGACAAGCAGACGUACAUGGCCUGGGCCAAGCAGAAGUACGGCGAGCAGUACGAGAUCUGGAUGCCGUGGAUCGAGGACACGUUCCUCAAGUAUUUCACCAAGGACAACAAGGCGAGCUACGCCACCAAGGAACAGCUCAACAAGACCAAGAUCACCGGCGUGAAGCAGAUAGACAACCUGCAAGACGGCGUCCACAACCUUGCCGCCGGCACCGUCGGGCAGGGCGGCAUCCUCCAGCCCGUCGGCGACCUUGCCUCCAAGGAGGGCGCCAACCGGUUCGAGCGCGGCGGCAAGGACGACAAGGGGAGCUAUAUCCCCGGCGUCGGCGGUCGCGACGCACAAAAGAAGGACGGUGGCAACGGUGGGCUACUCGGCACGGGCGUGAGCAUGCCUAGUGUCCCCAGCGUUCCUGGCUUCGGUGGCAAGAAGUAA